This is a messenger RNA of Fusarium redolens, 968 nucleotides long. RefSeq names its product glycosyl hydrolases family 11-domain-containing protein. The record is from RefSeq and is a predicted model, not a curated record. The transcript is spliced from 3 exons. Bases 125 to 820 code for a protein of 231 amino acids. Gene Ontology annotation, molecular function: hydrolase activity, hydrolyzing O-glycosyl compounds. Gene Ontology annotation, biological process: xylan catabolic process. NCBI's taxonomy places the organism in Eukaryota, Fungi, Ascomycota, Sordariomycetes, Hypocreales, Nectriaceae.
UAGACGAAAUGAAGCCGUCUACAACAUAUAAAGGCCAUCUAGCUCGCCAGUAUUGCUGAUUCUCCAGCUCUUAGGGUUCUUCAAUCUUCACUUCAACCAUCCAGCAAUUCUUACGAAAGCCAUCAUGGUCUCCUUCAAGUCUCUUCUCCUCGCCGCCUCGGCACUCACCGGAGCUCUCGCUCGUCCCUUUGACUUCCUCGAUGAGCAAGACGACGGCAACUCCACCUCAGUCCUCGAGGCCCGUCAGGUCACCGGUAACUCUGAGGGUUACCACAACGGAUACUUCUACUCUUGGUGGUCUGACGGCGGUGGUUAUGCCAACUACCGCAUGGGUGAGGGUAGUCACUACCAGGUUGAUUGGCGCAACACUGGUAACUUUGUUGGUGGAAAGGGUUGGAACCCUGGUACUGGACGAACCAUCAACUAUGGAGGUUCUUUCAGCCCUCAGGGUAACGGCUACCUUUGCGUUUACGGCUGGACUCGCGGCCCUCUCGUUGAGUACUACGUCAUCGAGAGUUACGGCACUUACAACCCUGGUUCUGCUGGUCAGCACAAGGGUACCGUCUACUCCGACGGUGACACCUACGAUCUCUACCAAACCACCCGCGUGCAGCAGCCAUCCAUCGACGGUGUCCAGACCUUCAACCAGUACUGGUCCAUCCGCCGCAACAAGCGUACUAGUGGCGCCGUCAACAUGCAGAACCACUUCAAUGCUUGGGCUCAGGCUGGUAUGAGACUUGGAAACCAUUAUUACCAGAUUCUGGCUACCGAGGGAUACCAGAGCAGUGGAUCUUCUUCCAUCUAUGUCCAGACUAAGUAAGACUUUCGCCGUACUGCCCGUGAGAGGUUGUUGGCUUGGAAGCUCUGGGGCAAAAGUCUUUCAAGGGUAUUGAAGACAUCAGCUUAAGAAUGGUGGAUGUGAAAAUUAUCAGGAUGUCUUCGACUUGGUGUCAAUUCAUGGGGGAUAU